Molecule: messenger RNA, 855 nt
Organism: Perkinsus marinus ATCC 50983
Lineage: Eukaryota; Perkinsozoa; Perkinsida; Perkinsidae
Exons: 6
Coding region: 1-855 (284 amino acids)
Cellular component (GO): mitochondrial inner membrane
Molecular function (GO): S-adenosyl-L-methionine transmembrane transporter activity
Source: RefSeq, a predicted model, not a curated record
AUGUCCAGCACUAGUAGUUCACAACCACACGUUGAGAGGCAGCAGAAACCCUCGUGGGCAAGCUCCUUGGUCUCGGGAGCGAGCGCUGGUCUUGCUGUAGACAUAGGCCUCUACCCGGUUGAUACCAUCAAAACGCGAAUUCAGUCCAGGCAAGGUUUUUGGGCCACCGGAGGGUUCCGAGGAGUUUAUAGUGGCCUUGGGGCGGCGGCUUUGGGGUCGGCACCGGCGGCAGCGUUGUUCUUCCUUACAUAUGAGCAGGCGAAGGCUCGUUUGCCUGUUAAGGAAGGCUCUUUCCUCCUGCAUGGCUGUUCGGCUGCUAUGGCUGAGUGUGUGGCCUGUGCGGCGAGAGUUCCUACUGAUAUACUCAAACAGAAUCGACAGGCCGGGCAGUUUGGGACGUACAGGGAGGUGAUUUCGCACGUUUAUCGCAAUUUCGGCCUCCGGGGCUUCUUUACCGGUUAUGGGGCUACACUGGCGAGGGAAAUCCCCUUUGGAUUCAUAGAGUUCCCCAUAUGGGAAGAAUUGAAGGUGUAUGCAGCCAAGCUCCAGGGAAGGGAGGAGGUCACACCGUUUGGAGGUGCGAUAUGUGGGGCCAUCGCGGGGGGCAUUGCGGCUGCUAUUACUACACCGCUCGAUGUGGUCAAGACUAGGAGCAUGUUGAGUGUGAAGGGCGCUGAGGCUGGUGGGGCUACCUUCCUGAAAACCAUGAUGAGGAUUGUGAAGACCGAGGGGCCUGGGGCGUUGACCAGGGGCAUGCUGCCUCGAGUGAUUCAAGUGUCCUCCGGGGGUAUUAUAUUUUUCGGCGUGUAUGGUUGGGUGUCUGAGAUGAGCAAAGCUUUGGGCUCAAGAGCUUAG